Molecule: messenger RNA, 1037 nt
Organism: Trematosphaeria pertusa
Lineage: Eukaryota; Fungi; Ascomycota; Dothideomycetes; Pleosporales; Trematosphaeriaceae
Exons: 3
Coding region: 1-702 (233 amino acids)
Source: RefSeq, a predicted model, not a curated record
AUGGGCAAGUCAGCCAGCGACGCCAACGGCACCGGUGAAGGCAAGAUGUUCUCCGAGAACACGGUCGCAGUCCUCCUGAUGGCGGUUGGCAAUACCAGCAUCAGCGUCAGCCAGUAUGACAUGAUGAGCGCCCUCGAUGGAAACAAGACUGCGUCUUCCUUCCAGCAUCAGUUCCGUUCCGUCCUUAAGAAGGCCCGAGAGCUCAAGGAGCGCGUCGAAGGCGGAGAACAAUUCGUCGCUGUUGCACCCUCCAAGAAGCGCGGUGCAGACGCCGUGGAUAAGGGUCUGACUCCACCUGCUACGCCCAAGAAGCCGAAGGCAACCCCGAAGCCGCGUGCGAAGAAGAGCAAGGCCAAGAUUACCGAGGAUGAUUCUCCCAACAACGAUCUCAAUGACGACGUCUUCGCUAGCGCAUUCGGCAAUACCGUCAAAAAGGAGGCCGAUCUGGACGAAGAGGAAAUAAGCACCGGUCUCCCGUCUCCCACCGACCGCACACCGGGAUGCUGCCAAGGAGCGAUCGAUCAAACCACUUCAUCUCCGGCACAAAAUCCCCGUCUUAUUUCGAGAUCGCUGCACCGCGAUGCAAAAGGUAUAGUAAUUGGCGUUGCGGGAGAGAAGACCGAUGACGGCAUCGCGGCGGCUCGUCGACAAUCCGGCGGCGUUCGCAUUAAUAGUUUCCUACCCAAUAAGGAAGGCAUGUAAUUGGUUGUUGCUAGGGGGAAACGGGAAACCGCCGGAAUGCUGACUGAAGAGAUGGGUUCAUGAGGAUCAUCGCGAGACCUGUUUCUCGUAAACAGAUGCAUUUCAUCAUGGCACAGCUGAUCUUUCCACAAGUAUUCUUUUCCUGCGCCGCCAACGAUGUCGCGAACGACGCGAGAAACAGCUGCAGGCGCAGCCCCUGAAUUUCCCCCGCGUAUUGGGCGGCGUUGAGCUACGCUGAAGGGGGCUUAGCGGUGCUGCAAAGGCGGCGCGAUCACGGCAGCCGUUGGUGUUUGGCUUCAGGGAUGCGAGCUGCAGGCCAAGCGCUCACGCGUGAA